UUGGACAGAACGGGGUCCUCGCUCUCUGCAUUUUGAAAGCGUCGCGGUGAAGAUACCUAGCCACAGUAGCCGGGGAGAGAGGAGGAGGAGGGAGCUGAAGCAUGGAUGAGGUUCUGAGCAGGCUGAGGGAGCUAAGUGCUGCUGAACUGCGUGAGGAGUUUGCCCGAGCACAUGUCAAGUGUGGUGCCAUCACUCCUUCAACCCGAUCCACCUUUGAGAGAAAGUUAGCUCGAGUCCUGGCCGGGCCAGAGAGCAGUGCCACUGAUUCGGACAACAGCUCUUCAGCAGGUGUCUCGGGCGCUGAGGCCUCCACUGCAGAUUAUGCCAAACCCGUGUCGUAUGCCACUUCAGCAGUUGCACCAACCACUGCUGCGACAAGCAGCAAGCUUGCUCAGGCCAGCGAAGAGUUGGACUUUGGCUACGGUGUGGGUCUCAACCCUCCAGAGGAAGAGGAGAUCUCAGUGAACACAACCUCAAACAGCUCUGCGGAAGGCAGUAACUCUAAGGGCAGAACGGAAACCCCUUCAAAGUUGGCACAAGUGUCCCCAACCUCUUAUUUUGGAGUAUGCCCACUGUGGGAGGAUGUUUUGGCUAGAGAUGAGAGAGCACACGUAUACACAGAUAAGAAAGAUGCCCUUCAUGCUGUUAAGAUGAUGAAGGGAGCCCGCUUCAAAGCCUUCCCCAACCGCGAGGAUGCUGAGAAGUUUGCUAAGGGGGUCUGUGACUAUUUCCCGUCUCCCAACAAAUCGACAACUUGUGUAUCUCCUGUCAAACCAGGCCUGGUCACUAGUACAGACAACAUGGAGGUUGAUACCAUAAACCGGGAGCGGGCAAACAGUUUCAAGUGCCCCCGCGUCCAAGACCUGACCGCCAAACUGAGGAAAGCUGUGGAGAAGGGCGACGAGGUGGUCUUUAGCGAGCUGGUUUGGAGCAACCCACGCUAUCUCAUUGGUUCAGGGGAUAAUCCCACUAUUGUGCAGGAGGGCUGCCGGUACAACGUAAUGCACGUGGCAGCCAAGGAGAACCAGGCAGGAAUCGCCCAGCUGCUGCUGGACACCUUGGAAAACCCAGAAUUUAUGGGGCUCAUGUAUCCAGACGACCAGGAAGUUAUGCUGCAGAAACGUAUCCGCUACAUUGUAGAUCUUUACCUCAACACCCCAGAUAAGGCUGGCUUUGAAACACCACUCCACUUUGCCUGUAAGUUUGGGUGCCCAGACGUGGUUAAUGUCCUGUGCUCGCAUCCUGACAGCGAUAAGAACUGUAACAACAAGGACGGCCAGAAGCCGUGUGAUCUUAUUUGUAGCAGGAAAAAUAAAACCCAAGAAGUGAAGCAGAAGAUAAGUGAAUAUUUGGAGGACCGCUGCUAUAUCCCUUUGCUGAGGGCAACCGACAACACCUCUCAGCCCAUCAUCAGUGAUCUGUGGUCACCUGAGUCCUCAGAGAGUCUCUCGCUGACCCAGCGGCACACAAGAAGCCCAAUGGAUCCCGUGAUGAUGGUCACAGCCUUCGCUGGCCCACUGAGUCCUUCUAAAGCAAAUGAUUUCCGUAGGUCCUGGAAGACACCGCCCAGAGACAGGGCAGCGCUUUUCCACCACAUUCUUAAGUCUGAUCACGACCGUGGGGCAGAGAGAGUGGGCAGAGACCUGGCUCAUGAGAUGGGCCACCCAUGGGCUGAGUACUGGGACUUUCUUGACAGUUUUGUGGAUCUGUCAUCAACUGAGGGGCUUCGCAAGCUGGACGAGUACCUUAGCAAGAAGGACUUUAGCCCGCGGGCUCAUGAAGAGGCUGGGGAGAAUGAGACCAGCAACAGGUUCAAAACCCCCUCUCCAGGCAAGCCCAAAAAGUUCUGCAACUCCAUCUCUGUUGGUGCCUUUCUGGACGAGGGUGAUGACAUCAGCCUUGAGGAGAUGAAGAACCGGCAGAACGCAGCACUCACCUGCCUCAGAUCCUGUGCUGCGUCAAAGGACUGCCUGAAAGGAGCAGUUGGUGGCCACGAGUUCCACAUCCUGCCCAUCCCACUGCACCAACGCGGGGCCGACCUGAUCGAGACGGCGGCAGAGCAGGACCUGCUGUGCUGCUGCGACGACAGCCUUCUGACGCCCGGCGUCGUCUGCAAAAACGGGGUGUGCUCCUCCUCCAGAGACAGGACUCACAAUGGGGAAAAGGUGACUCCUCGCACCUCUCCGUCCUCCUCCUGCCUGCUGUCGCCCAUCUCCAAUCUCAUGGCAGACUUUGAGCUCAUGUCUCUGCAAGAGCCGCUGGACAGCCCCGCCAGCUGCAGGGAGCGGAGGAGCAGUGGCGGGAGCCGGCACAGGGAGGUCCGGGACUCCCACAGCUCCUCCUUAGCCGCAGACCUCAGCUCCGGGCUGAACCGCCUAUCUGUUGGUCACAGCAGUCAGGAUGGUGAGACCGUGGAGGUGCCAGGCCGGAGAACAGAGGGCGGAGGAGCAGAGGAGAGGAGCAGCAGUGGCAGCUCAGAGGAGUACUUUGAAGCAGAGGAGAGUCUGGAGGUGUUGGGCAGGACUAGGGGGUCAGUGUCAGGGGGGCGCAACUUCUGUGCUCGGUCCAAGUCAUGGGAUCAUGGGGGGAGGGACCUGAGCAGCUCAGGAUCCUCUGGGUCCUCCUAUAAGUCCUUAGAUAACGCCAAUGAGUUCCUACCCAGGACCCCGCCGCAUAUUAGAAGAGGACUUUUCAUUGACGGGGAUUCACCAUCCAAGUUGGACAGAGAGGUCCUGUCAGCAAUAGAAGGCUUGGACCUCGAUCCCCAGAAGUAUCCCAGCAUUCACAAGUGGAAGAGCACAAUGAAGUCGUACUCGGCGUCAGACAUGCAGAGCUGGUCCAGCCCUGCGGUGGUAAAACCACGACUCAGGAUGCAGCAUCAAACUCUUGGGUCCCCGGUCAGCGGCCUGAUGUCUCCCACCGGCCGCUUCAGUCCCGCCCGGCAUGUCGCCUCGCCAGACUUCAGCCCCAGCCGUUACAGCCCUGCCAAUGCUAGCUACAUCCAGCGCAUCCGCCUCAAGCACUUGAACGAGCCAUCGAUCUAACCGACCACUCUCCUCCCCCACUACGGCCAUACCCUCUCCCAGCCCUUACCCAAACCUCCCUUUCCCACUAAAAAUCUAGCUGCACCAAGGUGGCUACCACCAGAGCUCAGAAACCCCAUACCUAACAGAAAUAUGCACAAGUGUCUGGAAGAUUUGUAUUAACGAUGUAUGGUACUACUCCUAUGUAAUACAGGAAUUCUCAUCACGUUGGGUUGUGAUGUACACUCAAGACUUUAAAAAGGAAAAAAAAAGAAACCUUGAUAAUUUAUGUACUGUACGGAUGUGGGCCAUGUUGAAUUGACGGUAAUGUUAUUUGUGGCAAGUGUGAAGCACCUGUAUCAUAGCCUGAGUCAACUUUUUUGAAUAUUGUGAAUACAAGCCGCACUCCCCAAAGUUAGUUCAUCACUAAAACCUUAGUGCGGAAUCCUCCAACAGGAUUCUGUCACUGAGGAUGUUCUUUUAAAAAAAAAAAAAUUGACAAUAUUUUAAAAGUUAUUUUUUGUAUGUUGGUCAGUAGCACAAAAAUUAAAUGUUUUUAUUAAUGGUGUUAAAACCGACUGCCAUUUCCUAUGUUUUCCUCAGUUAAGGAAUUGCCUUAAUUUUCUGAAGUGAUGGACCAGCUCUCUGUCAGUUUGGACACACUCUCUAGCUCAUACGUGAAAUAUCUGGGAACGGCAACCUCACUGGCUGCGUCAGUCAUAGGUGAUUACGGCAAACAUGGGAUAAAACUGAUUAGACUGAGAUCUUCCAUGUUCUUAUUUUGUUCUUCAAUAAAUGCAUACAUUUUC
Messenger RNA from Anoplopoma fimbria (sablefish), 3832 nucleotides. It is a transcript of the gene ankle2, whose product is annotated as ankyrin repeat and LEM domain containing 2. The record is from RefSeq and is a predicted model, not a curated record. Lineage: Eukaryota; Metazoa; Chordata; Actinopteri; Perciformes; Anoplopomatidae. Gene Ontology annotation, molecular function: protein phosphatase 2A binding. Gene Ontology annotation, biological process: negative regulation of phosphorylation. Gene Ontology annotation, cellular component: endoplasmic reticulum. The transcript has 13 exons. The coding region runs from base 102 to 3044 and encodes 980 amino acids.